CAGUUGGCUGUUUCAAUCAACCCAUUCGACCAUCAAGGAUAGUUGAAAGUCCUAGUAUAUCUUCCUCUUCCUCCUUAGCAAGUCCCCACGUUCUCCAGUCGACGUCCGGGCGCUGCAGCCGAAAAGCGACCAUGACGAAAUCAUCGCAAUGUUUAAUGUUCCGACCUCCCGAACGGGAGCAAUUUAAAUUAAUGUUUGUUAUUUCUGGAGAAAGCUGAGGAAGCUCCACCAGCUCAGGAACAACAAUAAUCAACUUCCCAUCCAGCUCCCACCUUCUUCCUCCCUUCCACCUCUCAAUCUAACUUCCUGUGGCAACCCCCCAACGGGAAUAUUCAAUCUCUCACACCAAACACAUUCCUUGUCAAAUUAUCAUCCAUUCCUCCCUGUAGCCAUCAUGUUUGCUGCUCGUCGUCUUACCGCCGGUGUCCCUCGCACCUUGUCCCAGAGGGCCCUUUUCCACAGCACGGCACCCGCUUUUGUUCAGAAGGGAGACGCCAUCCCCGACCUUGAUGUCCUGGUUGAGAACUCGCCCGGCAACAAGGUGAACCUCGCCAAGGAGCUCAAGGGCAAGGGCGUCAUCGUCGGUGUUCCUGCUGCCUUCAGCCCCGCCUGCUCUGCCACCCACGUUCCUGGAUUCAUCAACCACCCCAAGCUGAAGGAGGCCGGUCAGGUCUUCGUUGUUGCAGUCAACGACCCUUUCGUCACCAAGGCAUGGGCUACCUCCCUUGACCCCGAGGGCAAGAGCGGCAUCCGCUUCUUGGGUGACCCCAGUGGCAAGUUCUCCGAGGCCCUGGAUGUGACCUUCGACAGCGCUUCCAUCUUUGGAAACAACCGCAGCAAGCGUUACGCCCUGCUUGUCGAGAACGGCAAGGUCAAGGAGGCUUUCGUGGAGCCCGACAACAUCGGUCUUGACGUCUCUGCGGCCGAGAAGGUCUUGGCCUAAUACCAGCCCAGAGAAUUAGCAUAUAAAAAGAUUAUAUACUUAGGCUCUUCACAUGACAAUAUAUCAUAAUAUUUAUUGCGAUAGAA
This is a messenger RNA of Aspergillus eucalypticola CBS 122712, 1029 nucleotides long. RefSeq names its product peroxiredoxin family protein. Lineage: Eukaryota; Fungi; Ascomycota; Eurotiomycetes; Eurotiales; Aspergillaceae. The transcript is spliced from 5 exons. The record is from RefSeq and is a predicted model, not a curated record. Gene Ontology annotation, biological process: cellular response to oxidative stress; cell redox homeostasis; hydrogen peroxide catabolic process. Bases 395 to 943 code for a protein of 182 amino acids. Gene Ontology annotation, cellular component: cytoplasm; peroxisome; cytosol. Gene Ontology annotation, molecular function: thioredoxin peroxidase activity.